This is a messenger RNA of Amaranthus tricolor (Joseph's coat), 2400 nucleotides long. RefSeq names its product villin-1-like. Lineage: Eukaryota; Viridiplantae; Streptophyta; Magnoliopsida; Caryophyllales; Amaranthaceae. Gene Ontology annotation, molecular function: actin filament binding. The record is from RefSeq and is a predicted model, not a curated record.
AUGUCUCUUUCAGCUCAAGGUUUAGAUGCAGCCUUUUUUGGUGCAGGAAAAAAAGUGUAUCCUUUCCUUUUUCUAGAAAUAUGGUGUGUUGAGAAUCUUGGUUUGGUUGUUGUCCCAAAGUCUUUGCAUGGGAAGUUUUACUCAGGGAGUGCAUAUUUGAUUUUAAAUACAAUAUUGUUGACGGAUGGGAUGCUUGAACAUGAUGUACAUCAUUGGCUUGGAAACGAUGCAAAUGAGACAGAUUCACGAAUGGUUUCCGAUAAAGCUCUUGAAUUAGAUGUGGCCUUAGGAUCUUGCACUGUGCAAUACAAGGAGCUACAAGGUCAUGAGUCGGAAAGGUUUUUAUCAUAUUUUAGACCUUGUUUUAUUCCAUGUGAAGGAGUAUACACGGCAGGACCAGAGAGGUCGAAUAGAGGCACAUACCAUAUUAGUUUGUUGGCAUGUAAAGGUGAUCAUGUGGUUUCGGUUAAAGAGAGCACAAGUAUUGUAAUAUCUCACUUUGAAUGUUCGAAAUGGGAUCAUAAUCGUGCCAUGUCUGUCUACACAUUAAGGAUAAAUCUCCAGGCUAAACUUUGCGAGACUUUGAGUAUACUUAGUAAGGAAAUGCUAUCUAGAGCAAAAUGCUACAUGUUGGAUUGUGAUGCACAGGUAUACGUCUCUAUCACAGAACGUUAAACAUCGAUAGCUGCAACAGAAGAUUUCCUCAGAUCCCAAGGCAGAUCAACAAAGAGCCUUGUAACUGUCCUGGCAGAAGGCUCGGAAACUCCUGAAUUUAGAUCUUACUUUGUUGAUUGGUCUCAAACAGAAAACUCAAAAUUGUAUGAAGAAGGCAAAGAGAAAGUAGCUGCAAUAUUCAAGCAACAAGGUUGUGAUGCAAAGGAACUUCCAGAAGAAUACUGCCAACCAUUGACAAAUUGCACAGGAAAGCUUGAAGCUUGGUUGGUAAAAGGUGAUCAGUUAUCUAUUGUGUCAUGUGAUGAAGAUAUAAAGCUUUUCAGUUGGGAUUGUUAUAUUUUGAAGUAUACAUAUUCACGUAGUCAAAGGGAUGAAAGCAUAUUGUACGCUUGGCUCGGAAGUGAAUUUAGCUUAUAUAGCGGGUCUUUGGGAAAUGACUCAGUUUCUGUGAGAGUCAGAGUUGUUGAUUCUUCCAUUAUUAGUGUAUUUAUUGUUGAUUCAUCCAUUAUCAGUUUGUUUACUGCUGCUGCUGCUUUAAACUUAGGUCUCACAGUUGACUCUAAUCUUUAUAUUUACCUUUGUCAUAAAGCGCAAAUAUUUGAGGACAAGGAGCCAGUUCAGUUUUUCUGGAUUACCCAGAGAUUAAUAAACUUAAAGGGAGGUACAUCCAUGAGGUACAGAACUUCAAUGGUUGAUGAAGGCUUUGCAGACUCGUAUGAUGCCAACAGUACAGCGUUUUUUCGUGUUCAGGGAUCAAGUCCAGAGAAUAUGCAAGCCAUUCAAGUUGACAUGGUUGCAGGUUCUUUGAAUUCUUCGUAUUGUUUUAUAUUACAGAAUAAAUCAGCUGUGUUUUCUUGGGUUGGAAAUCUAACUUCAAGAAGAGAUCACGACUUUCUUGACUGGAUGUUGGGAUUGCUUAAUCCUGAUUGGCAACCUAAAUCCUUGAGAGAAGGUGGUGAACCUGCAGAAUGCUGGAUGCUUCUUGGUGGAAAAGCAGAAUAUCCUUGAAAAAAGGAAACUAAAAAGCAAAAAGCAUUUAUUUAUGAUUUCAAGAGGACAGUUAUUUUAUUAGUGGAGAUUAGUGGAGCAGUUACUAGGACAAUUAGGAGCAGUUACCUGAAACCUUUUAGCAGCAACAAUUCUAAAUCGUUUUUGCAGCUUCAUCAUUUACCAUUAACAUACCUAAAACCCAAACAUGGCAGACGAAUCAAGACUGUCAUAGCACCAAAUCAACCGGUCACAAUGGGGCAAUUGUUGCAACUGUUCAAACAGUUAUACUCCAAUCAACCGCCCACUGAAACCGUGACCAACACCCAUACCCUCUCCAUCUCAGAGAAAUUAACAAAUCAAAAUUACACAAAAUGGUCCAGGUUGAUGCACUUAGCCAUUAGUGAACGAGAUCGUCUCAAUCACAUCAUAGACGAUCCGCCUUCCACAAAUGACCCAGUGUACAGCCAAUGGAUCAAACGUGACUCGAUUGUUAUCUCAUGGAUCUUAGAGAAUAUAGAUUCUGACUUAGUGAAUCAAUAUCUUGAUUUCCCAACAGCCAAAGCUUUGUGGCAAGGGAUUGAAACUCUCUACAGUAGUGGGAGAGAUGGCCUGCAAAUUUUCGAUUUAACAGUUAAGGCAAAUAAAAUCCAGCAAGGAACAGACACAAUCGAGACAUAUUACAGCAGCUUCUCAUGGUAUGGAAGGAAAUCGAAGGAAGACAACCAAACCAAAUGA